AUGGCCAGUCAAUUCGAAAACACCGCGAAAAAACCCGGGUCCAACGAAGCGAACAAGUCACGAAAGAAAAAAGGUUACGAGAUGAAGGAAGAAGAAAAGCGAAUGGAAGAGAAGGGAGAGGUCGAGACCACCACGUCCAAAAUCGAUCCCCCGUCCAGAAUGGAACGAACGAAGACCCACGGAGAGGGAGGUGACGAGAGAGAAAUAGAAGAGUGA
Molecule: messenger RNA, 216 nt
Organism: Coprinopsis cinerea okayama7#130
Lineage: Eukaryota; Fungi; Basidiomycota; Agaricomycetes; Agaricales; Psathyrellaceae
Exons: 1
Coding region: 1-216 (71 amino acids)
Source: RefSeq, a predicted model, not a curated record